AUGAGCAGGAAUCGGUAUAAACAAAAUACAUAUUAUAUUGAGCAGUGUCCUAUAACUAAGAAAAAAUCUCGUCGUAGGGAAUUACCAGUCAAUGGAGUUCGUUUACAGCUGGCAAAAGUGAUUAGAGAAAAUGGCGUAUCAGUCAUUGUUGGUGAAACUGGAAGUGGUAAAAGCACGCAGAUUCCUCAGAUUUGUUAUAAUGAGGGUUUGAUCGGAAGUGGUCUCUUGGCUGUUACACAGCCACGACGUGUUGCUGCAAUUACACUUGCGAGACAUGUCGCUUUGGAAAUGAAUGCAAAUCUUGGUGAAGUGGUUGCCUACAAGGUGAGGUUUGAAAACACCACAAGUAAUGAAACAAAGAUUGUUUACGGCACCGAUGGUAUCUUUUUACGUGAGACAUUUUAUGAUUCAUUACUUACACAUUAUUCCGUUGUAAUUGUCGAUGAAGCUCAUGAACGUUCCAUUCAUACAGAUAUUGUUAUCAUGUCGGCUACAUUGGAAACUAAUAUUUUUUCGGAAUAUUUUGACGAUGCACCAGUAUAUAUAGUGGAAGGAAGAACCUAUCCAGUCGAGAUUUUUUAUGCAAAUUCACUGGAUAAAAAAGAUGAUGAUUAUGUAUUCAAUGUUUUGACAGCGGUUUUGCAAAUUCACCGUACUGAACCGCUGAGCUCUGAUGUGUUAGCAUUUUUAACUGGACAGGAAGAAAUUGAAACAGCUUGCAAGAAAGUGCAGGAAGCUUCGAAACUUCUGACCGGUGGUUUGAUAGCCCUUCCACUGUAUGCCGGUCUUCCUCCAUCGGCACAGAUGCGGGUUUUUGAACCAGCUAGUGUACCAUAUACACGAAAAAUUAUUUUCGCAACGAAUAUAGCGGAAACAUCCAUUACUAUACCCGGUGUGCGGAUUAUUGUUGACAGUGGAAAAAUAAAAGUAAAAACCUUUCUUCCGGAUCGUCAUAUCGAUAUUCUUCGUGUGGAAAAUAUUUCACAGUGCUCAGCAACGCAGCGAGCUGGUCGUGCUGGACGUGAAGCACCCGGCAAAUGCUAUCGACUGUAUUCGGAAAAACAUUUCCAUUCACUAUCCAAAGUGACAAUUCCAGAAAUUUUACGAUCCAAUUUAGCAGUGGUACUGCUUGAAUUAUUGCGUAUUGGUUUACGACGAAUAAAAUCGCUGGCUUUGAUAUCAAAUCCAAGAAAGGAAGGACUGGAAGCUGCUGAAAAACAUCUUCGCUUACUGGAUGCGGUGAAGAGACCUGAUAAAAAAGGCAGAUUGCGACUUACUGAAAUGGGUACAAAGUUAUCAUCGUUUCCGGUUGAUCCAGCUUUUGCUCGUGCUCUGAUAGCAGCUUCGCAGAAUGAGUGUUUAGAAGAAGUUCUAACAAUCGUAGCAUUUAUGUCUACUGAUACCGUUUUCGUUAGUUCAACAAUGGGUCGUGAACAAACAAAUUUGUCAAAGCGUAAAUUCGAAGCACCCGAAGGUGACCACUGUACCCUACUAAAUGUUUAUCGAGGAUUUCGUUUAGCUCGAAAAGAGAAGAAGUUAGAGGAAUGGUGUGAAGCAAAUCAUGUUCACCAACGACUACUUAAUACUGUUUUCAAAAUUCGAAGACAGCUACGCGAUAUUUGCUCAAAAAAUUCACUGGUUUUUCGUUCGUGUGGUGCUGAUACAGACAAGCUCAGAAGGACGCUUUGUCAGGGCCUUUUCAUGAAUGCUUGUACUUAUGAUCGAUCACAGGACCGUUACAAUUUAUUAAUAUCACCUGGAACUUCACUUAAAAUCCAUCCUUCCUCUUGUUUGUCUCGUUCGCGACCGUCGGCUUUUAUUUUCACAGAUCUCGUUCGGACAAAUGAGUUAUACGCUCGUGAUAUCACAGUGAUUGAUCUCGAGUGGGCCAAAGAGCUGCUUGAUUCAAAGAAGGCGGUUCUCAACAUGUUUUGCAGUGAAAAUUGCGUCCGGUGA
Molecule: messenger RNA, 1956 nt
Organism: Loa loa (African eye worm)
Lineage: Eukaryota; Metazoa; Nematoda; Chromadorea; Rhabditida; Onchocercidae
Exons: 14
Coding region: 1-1956 (651 amino acids)
Biological process (GO): positive regulation of transcription by RNA polymerase I
Cellular component (GO): intracellular anatomical structure; nucleolus
Molecular function (GO): RNA binding
Source: RefSeq, a predicted model, not a curated record